This is a messenger RNA of Cloeon dipterum, 930 nucleotides long. It is a transcript of the gene FRG1, whose product is annotated as FSHD region gene 1. Gene Ontology annotation, molecular function: actin filament binding. Gene Ontology annotation, cellular component: striated muscle dense body; catalytic step 2 spliceosome; nucleolus. The record is from RefSeq and is a predicted model, not a curated record. The coding region runs from base 100 to 888 and encodes 262 amino acids. The transcript is spliced from 6 exons. Lineage: Eukaryota; Metazoa; Arthropoda; Insecta; Ephemeroptera; Baetidae.
GUUAACCAUACAUAAACAACUGUUUAGGAACGCCAAAACAUAAACAAGCCAAAAAGCGUGUGUUUCUGGUGGUUUGCUAGAUUUAUUUUAAUCAUUGUCAUGGCAGAUUACGCGUUGGCAAAAACAGGAAAACUGAAACUGAAAGGAGAGAAGGAGAAAAGCAAGAAGAAAAAACGGAAGCACAGGAAGCACGAAGAUGAUAACGGAGAAAAAGAUAGACAGUUGGACAUUUUAAAGCACGGUGGUUGGAAAGAAAUUGAUGGGUUCAGCGAACUAAAAGGCUCGGUAGCAAUCGAGUUUGGAAAUUCCGCAUAUGUGAAAGCCCUGGACAACGGUCUGUUUACUUUAGGAGCGCCUCAUGAUGAUGGCGACGGUCCAGCUCCCGAAGAAGUGCUCACGGCUAUCAUUGUUAGCGAGACGAAGAUCGCUUUGAAAUCGGGAUAUGGAAAAUACUUAGGGAUUGACAAGAAAGGGGUCGUCACUGGACGCUCGGAUGCGGUUGGUUCCAUGGAACAGUGGGAGCCGAUUUUUCAGGAAGGCAAACUGGCCCUUCUAUCUGCAAACGGCUCUUUUGUGACUUUGACUGAAGACGACUCCCUUGAGGCACUAAGCAAGACCGCGGGGCCGAGCGAAAUGAUAAGAAUUCGCGUCCAGGUGGAUGACGACGAAGCCACAGCCGCCAAGGCGGCGAGGAAAAACGAGGACGAAGGCGAAGUGUCUCAAGUAGAAUUAAAUUAUGUGAAAAAAUUCCAGAAAUUCCAAGACAAGAAGAUCCGAUUGUUCACCGGCGAAAUGGGAAAUUUGACCAAGGCGAAGGAAGAGGGCACUUUCCACGAAACAAUGCUGGACAGAAGAAGCAAAAUGAAAGCAGAUCGAUACUGCAAAUAAAUGUUUCUUUUAAUAAAUAUACGAUGCAGAGACUUAACUUUA